Messenger RNA from Verticillium nonalfalfae, 1041 nucleotides. It is a transcript of the gene ATG3, whose product is annotated as E2-like enzyme. Gene Ontology annotation, biological process: nucleophagy; autophagy of mitochondrion; autophagosome assembly. The transcript has 3 exons. Bases 1 to 1041 code for a protein of 346 amino acids. The record is from RefSeq and is a predicted model, not a curated record. NCBI's taxonomy places the organism in Eukaryota, Fungi, Ascomycota, Sordariomycetes, Glomerellales, Plectosphaerellaceae. Gene Ontology annotation, molecular function: Atg8-family ligase activity. Gene Ontology annotation, cellular component: cytosol; cytoplasmic ubiquitin ligase complex.
AUGAAUCUUCUGUACUCAACCGUCAAUACCUUGCGAGACAAAUAUACGCCCGUAACGCACACCUCUACCUUUCGCCAGUCUGGUCAGAUCACCCCGGAAGAGUUCGUUGCGGCGGGCGACUAUCUCGUCUACAAGUUCCCGACCUGGUCUUGGGGUGACGCGGACGAUGCGAGCCGGAGGGCCAGCUACCUCCCGGCGGGGAAGCAAUACCUCGUCACGCGCAACGUUCCUUGCCAUCGCCGGCUUAACGACGACUUUGCCGGCGAUGCCGGCCACGAAGAGUCUGUCGUGGAAGGCAAAUCCGGCGUUGGCGACGAUGAGGAUGGCUGGCUGCGGACAGGCGGCCUGGCGAGCUCACAGCCUCUCAAGGCACGGGAUGUCAGGACGGUAGACGAUUCUGGGAACCUCGGCGAGAGUGAGGCAUUGGAAGAAGACGAUAUUCCGGAUAUGGAGGACGAUGAAGACGACGACGAGGCCAUCAUCCGAGAUGUAGGCACAGACGGGCACGACAGUGGUCGACGAACAUAUACCUUGUACAUAAUGUACUCUGCAUACUACCGCACUCCUCGCCUUUAUCUCUCAGGGUACCUGCCCAACGGACAACCUCUCCCACCCAAGUCCAUGAUGGAUGAUAUCGUAGGCGACUACAAGGACAAGACGGUCACACUCGAGGACUUCCCUUUCUUUGCCAACAAUAUCAAGAUGGCGAGCGUGCAUCCCUGCAAGCACGCGCCUGUCAUGCGUACCUUGCUCGAUCGCGCAGAUGCCGCGUUGCGUAUCCGUCGCGAGAAGCUCAAGGCUGGCAAAUCUGUUGGCGGCGAGCAGGGGAUGGAGGGUCUUGUCGAUGAGAUCGGCAAGCUCGAUGUCAAGGCUGCAGAGGUGGUUGCUGACAAGGGCAACGACGAGUGGGAGCAAGUCGAGCAGAGCGAAGCCGAUGAGCAGGAGGUUGCGAUUAGGGUGGACCAGUACCUGGUGGUGUUUCUCAAGUUCAUCGCCAGUGUGACGCCUGGAAUCGAGCACGACUUUACCAUGGGCAUUUAG